Molecule: messenger RNA, 780 nt
Organism: Penicillium expansum
Lineage: Eukaryota; Fungi; Ascomycota; Eurotiomycetes; Eurotiales; Aspergillaceae
Product: glycoside hydrolase family 131 protein
Exons: 4
Coding region: 1-780 (259 amino acids)
Source: RefSeq, a predicted model, not a curated record
AUGCGUUCUCUUGCAUGGCUCAUCACCGUUCCAAUGGUGGCCGAAGCUGGUGAAGUCCUGUGGAGCGGGUUCUUCAACGGCUCGGCGACCGUUGCUGACUUCGACAAAGGGUCGUUCUCUAACCCAGUUGGCGAUUGGCAGUGGUAUAUCCAUGGCGAUGCGGCCACGGACAAGUACCUGAGCCUCUCACCUGAUCACAAGAACCCAGCCGAUACCAGGGAUGAACAGGGGGUCCGGAUCACAAUUGACGGCACGUCGUUCUGGCAUGGACAAGACAUGGAACGAUCCGAGAUCAUCCCCCAGACGAAGGCGGAUCUUGGAAGCGGACAUCUGUUCUACCACUUCUCACUGAAGACCGAAGAGAUAAAUGCACCGAAUGCAAGCUUCGAGCACCAGAUCGCGUUCUUUGAGAGCCAUUUCACAGAGUUCAAAUAUGGCGCUGAUAGCGGAUCGUCUGGCGAAGACAACACCCUCCGCUGGUGCGUCGGUGGAGUGCCGCACUGGGAAACCGAGUUGAAACCAGGGAAUUGGUACAACUUCGCUUACGACAUCGAUUUCGACGCGAAAACCGUUGGAUUAUGGGCGUCGAAUAACUGCGGUAAACUGACGCAGGUUGUGUCGGCUGUCAAUGCGUCGACUUCGACGGACUCGGCGGAUUGGCAUAUCGGCGAGUUGCGCCUCCCUAACGGGGGUUUGAACGCGGCUCCGGAGGAUUGGUACUGGUCCGGCAUCUUCGUGGAGAAGGCUCCGAUCACGGCUUCUAUUGCGGGUGUUGCCUGA